AUGGUCGGCAUGAUUGUAAGUUCAGGACGACCAAGCUCGAAAGAGAUAGUCAUGACCGCCGCGUUAACAACAUUCUUUGAGGGAAAGCUCGCCUUAGCCAACACAGCCGGCCUCGGUAGACUUUGUAUCGAGCUGGAGCCUCGACAACCGAGAGCGGAGGAGGCAGCAUUAAAGGUGAAUGUUGCCGUGCCUUGCUUGCCGUCAGCAGAUGACUUGAAGAAAUUUAACAUGGCGGACGACUGUAACGCCGCUCAAAUAGUGCGCGAGUCAUGCUCUGACCUCCGAGCUCUGGAGUUUGGUAUGUCUCUACUCGGUGAGGUCUGGAGGCGGAUCCGCGAGGGUUUGGUAAGCUCAAAACAAUACAGGGCUCGCAAGAAAGUUUUGCUUGAACUUGGGGCCAGUCUGUUCUCGGAAUGGGGGCGUGAUGCUGGAUAUUUGACCCCCGAAAAAAUGACUACAGCAGCCUCGUUACCUUUGUUCAUAUGUGAUCGUGCAUCGUACCAGCCUCGAUGGGUAGAUGCCUGGGUGGUUGUAAAAGCGGAUGAUUGGAUCGCUGACAUCUGGUCCGAGAAAAAGAUUCCGACGCGAUCGUGGGCCAAGUCGCUGCGUGAACUCUGUUCGAACAAGACACUUUGGGCAGCCGUAUUGGGCUUUGCCGCGGGUACCGCAGCCGCAUUUGUGAUACCCCAGUUGAUGUCUGAGUCCAUGCCUGUGUCGAUGUCUGAGUCCAUGCCUGUGUCGAUAUCUGAGUCGAUGUCUGAGUCCAUGACUGAGUCGAUGUCUGAGUCCAUGUCUGAGUUUCAGUCUCAAUCCAUGGUUAAUACUGAGUCACAGACAUCGGCGAUAAUUCCCGGAGACGACGGGUGUGGCCUGUCGUUCUUCCGCCCGACAGAGAACGGGUUAUGGACUCAACAGUGCGAGGAUGGAUUGGCCUACGUCGAACGCCGCUUGACGUCACCCCAAUGUGGAGGGGACACAUGCAAGCUGUUUGCUAAGCUUUGUGAGAGGUUCUGGGCAGGCCACGGCGUCCUGCAGCCUCACAUUGGCCCCAUCCCAAUGAAACUUAUCGAUCUCACGAACAAUGCUGUUGUCGACAGCGACAUACUCCCGAGGAAGUUAGACCACGUGAUCCUUCUUACGGAUGAAUUCGAUAACCCUAGUGGCUUCGCUUUGGGAAAGAAAUCCCCGCCAUGUGGUGUGUCUAUAUAA
Messenger RNA from Gregarina niphandrodes, 1209 nucleotides. RefSeq lists its product as hypothetical. The coding region runs from base 1 to 1209 and encodes 402 amino acids. The transcript has a single exon. NCBI's taxonomy places the organism in Eukaryota, Apicomplexa, Conoidasida, Eugregarinorida, Gregarinidae. The record is from RefSeq and is a predicted model, not a curated record.